CCAAUCGCCCGCCUGGCUGCGCUCGCUUUGCAGCAGUCCACGGAGCCGGAGUCGGCGGGCCGCGGCGGCGGCGCCUUCCCGAAUCCAAAAUGAAUGUUGGGGUGGCCCACAGUGAGGUAAAUCCCAACACUCGCGUGAUGAACAGCCGCGGGAUGUGGCUCACCUAUACUCUGGGAGUGGGCUUGCUUCAUAUUGUUCUGCUCAGCAUCCCUUUCUUCAGCGUCCCAGUUGCCUGGACCUUAACGAAUGUCAUUCACAACUUGGGAAUGUAUGUCUUCUUGCAUGCAGUAAAAGGAACCCCCUUUGAAACACCAGACCAAGGUAAAGCUCGACUGCUGACUCAUUGGGAGCAACUAGACUACGGCGUGCAGUUUACGUCAUCAUGAAAAUUCUUCACGAUCUCUCCGAUAAUUUUAUAUUUCCUGGCAAGCUUCUACACAAAAUACGACCCUACGCACUUCAUCGUUAACACAGCUUCGCUCUUGAGCGUCCUUAUCCCCAAGCUGCCCCAACUGCACGGUGUCAGAAUCUUUGGAAUCAACAAGUAUUGAGCAAGAGAGAUGACAUGGGAGCAAAUGUGACCCAAACUUGGCAUGGCAGUUGUUCGCCUCGGAGGGAGAAACCGUUUGCGGUGCCCGCUUGUCUAGUAACCUGGAAGGAGACCUUCUUCUCCAAAGACAUAGAUGCUAUCCUUUCAAAGCUGCAUGGGAGAGAAACACAGAUGUUCUGGAGAUUUGCCCUCUUUGGAGAACGGGCUUUCUGUCAAGAGCUGGGCAGGCCUAGCUCUGCUGUGUGGGUGGUAUCGACCAGAUAUAUACCCAGCUACCAUAAGCGAUUUGCAGAAAGGAGCAUAGAUAUAAUGUGAUGGAAACUUAAGCAUACUGUUUCAUAAAUGGUAGUCCACUGUGGCUCUACUGUGUGCAUUUAUGGUAAUGGAAAGUACCCCGGUUCUCCAUUUAAGAGAUUGGUAUGGUUUAAAUGUUGUGCAGUACGCUAGUUAUUGUUUCUUGGGUGUGUUUUCAUGUUUGCUAUUUCUAGAUCCAGGAAUAUUUGUCCAGCUGCAAGGCUUUCCAGGCUAACAUUAAGUGAGCAAAUAGCUGUGAUGCAGAUAAUGGAUUUAAACGCCUUAUUUAUUCUCGUGACUUUUUAAUCACAGUUUCUCCAGCUUUAGAUGCCAAAUCUCAGGGGAUUGGUACAUCAACUUCGAUGCCUGUCUUUCAUAGAAAUUAAAUCGGGGGGGUUUUGCUCAUCUUGCAGACAAAGUUGAUGAGUCUGAAACAUUCGGAAUUACAAGUUGCAAAUGGUAGCUCUUUAUCUUUUCAAGGUGAAACGGGGUUCCUUUCUGUCUUCAGAGUUGGCUUAGAGAAAGCAAGGUUUAGACUUCUGAAACCAGGGCAAACUGCUGGGUAAUCUGACGGCCUUUCUCAAGCUAGGUGGCUGAUAAAAUCCAUAGUAUUUCUGUGAGUAGAAUCGUUUUUGGAAAAUGUAGUCCAUUGCAGUGCUCAGAAUUUUCGUGUGAUAGGAAGCUCUGAUACCAAGUAGAUUGUCCUGUGUAGUCAUGUCCUAAGAAUUCUGAACCUGAUGAACUUACGGCACUGUCCUAAGAAUUAUACCCUCCUAAGUCCAUUGAAGUCCGUGGGCUCAGAGAGCUGUAACCCUAAUUAGGAUGGCGCUGAUAACCUCUUCCCCACCCUGUCUCUUUUAUUAUGUCUGGAAUGGUGAGUUUUUCCAGAAAGCAGAGAAUGCAUAACGGAGCUGAGCUGGAUUGGCAGGGGAGCUUCCAGUUUUGAGAGCUGGAUAAUGUUUUUAAUUUUUUAAGAGUCCUCCUUUGGGAGCAGGGUACUGUGAUUGCACCUAGUAGGCAGGAAAGCUGGCGCGACGUGAAGGCUGUGGCUGCUUUCACAUGCGUUGAAUAAAACACUGUCAGUGCACCGUAGCGAUCAUUUCCUAGCACAUUUUCCUUUUUCACGCAGAACAAUCAACUUGCAGACGAUCGAUAAAGUGCGUUGAAAGAGCAUUAUCCAACGUGUGUGAAAGCAGCCUGUGUGUGGACAAAUUGUUUUGUGUGACCACAGAAAGGGGCAUGUGCUUUCUUGUGCUGGCGAAUGCAUCCGUCUGACAAGCUUUAAUUUGCCAGUGCUGCAACAAGAAAACCGAUUGUAAUUAAGACUCUUUGCCCACAGCAACUUUGGAAUUGAAACCAAUAUUGAUUAAUGUACUCGUACUCAGAGUAAUAAUUGACUGCUUUCAAGAAACAGUACUUUUCUGUUAGUUAUCCUAGCUCUGAAAAAAAAUGUCUUUUUGAACAAUAUCAGUGUUUUUAUAAUAAUAAAAUAAAUGACUUUGAGACUGGGAAUUGUAUCAAUAAAGUACUGUGCAAGUGAGGUUCACUUGUACCAAAAUUGGUUAUACUCACUAACUUAUAACAAGGAUGUUCUUGUUAAUAGAAUUAUUUCGUUGUAUUGUUUGAAACACAAUAUAAAUGUGUGCGCAGAAGAGCCCUCUGAACAAUCGUGUAAGUUAAUAUGGGAGGCUUUCCUCCUAAAUCUGGUUUAUAAUUUAUUCACUCUGAUAAAUCGUUGAUUUAUUUUAAAAGGGAAUUAUCCAAGCUCCACUUUCCUUCUCUUAUGGGAGGGAGCACAGCGGAAUAAGGCUUGUUUACCCAAUCACAUAUACCUGAUGUGAUAUCAUACUUUUGCUAUCUUGAGUCACACCUGCAAUAAAAUUCUGAGCUUUCUUUAUUUAUGCCUGUCGCCUGCAAAGUAUUUUCAUAAAACUCCUUUUCCGAGCAUGAAGACAUACAGCUCAGUCAUAGCCACUUACCCAGUCACUUCUCCAUUUUUAGUAAUUUUGACUAAUGAAAGAACAUAGGAAAUACUCUGUAUAUGCACAUAUAUCGGUGGUCCAAUUUUUGGUGUCUGAGAAUAACAGGCCAUAGGGUGAGUUUUCCAGAAAAAUUAGAAGUGGGAAAAUUUUCCAGAACGUUCCCCCAAGCUCAAUAAAGUAUGAUCUGAUUUAGCAUGUUUAUCUUGACUUACAUCAUGCUUCAAUAGCAGUAAAUACUUGGACAAAAUAUCUGAGGGUGUUGUUUAAAGUUUGUAUUCAAUGUGUCAUGUGGAAAUUAUAUUUCUGGUAAUAAUAUUUACAAAAAAUUAGAGGGGCAAUAUAGUCGUUAUUUCCCUUACAUGGAUUAAAUGUAAAAAAAACUAGGGCACUGAAAGUUAUUGAUAUCCUAAUUUUAGCAAUUGUGUAUGAGAUGUGGUGGAGUUUAACCUUUUUCCAUGGAGGUGUCUGGGGUACCUCAGUUGUUAAAUCCAUAUCAAGUUGGGGAUGAUAAUCUCCCUUCUACCGUGUGUAUAUAUAAAUUAUAUGCGUUUACUUAUGUUUCCUCUCAAACAUAAGUAAACGCAUAUAAUUUAUAUAUACACAUACACAUUUUAGCUUUGGUUGUGUGGAUCAAAUAACACCAAUUAGGAGAUUUCAUAACUUGAUUUUUAACAUAAUAUGUAUUUGUGGAUUUAUCCUUCUUAAUAUUCAAUAAAACAUCCAUAUAUUUUCUUACAAGAAUUCCAAAGGAUUGUCGCCAGAGAAACCAUUAAUUAUAACUGAGAACUUGCCUUAUACUAUAUUGGCAACUGCAUCCAUUCAUUGUUCUUAAUUGUCUGAAAAUGGAAAAUUUUCCAAGGGAAAAAUAAAACACUGGUUUUCAGAAAA
Molecule: messenger RNA, 3714 nt
Organism: Eublepharis macularius
Lineage: Eukaryota; Metazoa; Chordata; Lepidosauria; Squamata; Eublepharidae
Gene: ORMDL1
Product: ORMDL sphingolipid biosynthesis regulator 1
Exons: 4
Biological process (GO): negative regulation of ceramide biosynthetic process; ceramide metabolic process; intracellular sphingolipid homeostasis
Cellular component (GO): endoplasmic reticulum membrane
Source: RefSeq, a predicted model, not a curated record